AUGGCUGGCGGCGGCGGCGGCGGCGGUGCCGCAAAGUCUCCAGAAGAGCAACAAGCGGCUAUUAAUGCUGCCCUUGAAAACAAGGCUCUCGCGAACUAUCUUUACUACAUUUGUGCCUGUGUAUCGGCUGCUGUUAUCAUCUGGAGAGUCUGGGCUGUGAUCGUCAAAUAUGUCCGCACCGUUGCCUGUCUCAACAAUGACAACCAGCGGUACUUUGCUGAAACCGAUUCCAAGGUCUCUUGGCUGAAGAGAAACAUCCUUUACGCCCCCAUCUUCAGCAAGCGUCACAACCGAGAAAUUCAGAUGAGCAGUGCUGUCAACGUCGGCACCCUGCCCAGUCGUCUUCAGCUGCUGUUCCUCGCCGGUUACCUGGGCACCAACAUUGCCUUCUGUGUCAUCAACAUCCCCUUCGCCAGCUCCUUCUCUGCUGCAGCUGGUCAGCUUCGAAACAGAACAGGUACUCUCGCUGUCGUGAACAUGAUCCCUUUGUUCCUGAUGGCUGGGCGUAACAACCCUUUGAUCAGUUUGCUGGGCAUUUCGUUCGACACUUUUAACCUGUUGCACCGUUGGUUUGGUCGCAUUGUCAUUCUGGAGGCCCUUGCUCACACCUUGGCUUGGUGGUCAAACAAGGCCCAGGCUACGGGCUGGGAGUCUGGAUGGAAAUCCAUUGUCGCGGUACCCUUUUUGCUCUUUGGUUUCAUCAUGAAAGCCUUGCCCCAGCUCAAGUACCUGUGGCCAGUCGUCAUUUUCUGGGCCGGCGAUCGUGUCUGGCGCGCCUGUCGCGUCUUCUAUGGCAACUUUGGACACGGAGGCAGCAAAGCCCUCGUUGAGGCUCUUCCAGGCAACGCUUGCCGUGUAACAGUGACAAUGGCCCGCCCAUGGACCUUUGGCCCUGGCCAGCACGCCUACGUGUAUAUGCCUUCAAUAAGUUGGUGGCAAUCACACCCCUUUUCUGUUGCGUGGGCCGAAGAAGCGGAGGAUCCUCAGGCCGAGAAAAUGUCCCUCAACAGACAAGACAUCUUGGCCAUGCGCAAAACUACCAUGUCUUUCAUCAUUCGCGCCCGCACUGGCAUGACGGACACCCUGUAUCGCAAGGCGGCGGCCUGCCCUGACGGUCGUAUGACUACAACCUGCAUGAUUGAAGGACCCUACGGUGGGCUUCAUGGCAUGCGUUCUUACGGUACCGUUAUGCUCUUCGCAGGCGGUGUCGGAAUUACUCACCAGGUCCCUCACGUCCGGGAUCUUGUUGCUGGUUAUGCCAACGGAACAGUUGCCGCUAGGAAGGUUGUUCUGAUUUGGAUCAUCCAGAGCCCUGAACACCUUGAGUGGAUUCGCCCGUGGAUGACAGAAAUUCUGGCUAUGGAGAAACGUCGAGAUAUUCUUCGCAUCAUGCUCUUUGUCAGUCGUCCUCGUUCGACCAAAGAGAUCCACAGCCCCUCGGCCACUGUACAGAUGUUCCCUGGUCGACCAAACAUCGAGACACUCAUUCGGGCCGAGCAAGAAUCCCAAAUCGGCACGAUGGGCAUCAGUGUCUGUGGUCCUGGAGCUCUUAGUGAUGAGGUGCGCCGCGCGGUGCGCGACCGCCAGCAUGAUUCUGCUAUCGACUUCAACGAAGAGGCCUUUUCAUGGUAA
Molecule: messenger RNA, 1632 nt
Organism: Colletotrichum truncatum
Lineage: Eukaryota; Fungi; Ascomycota; Sordariomycetes; Glomerellales; Glomerellaceae
Source: RefSeq, a predicted model, not a curated record